GGCAUUUAUCGUUGCGCAGCACUGCACGCCACACGUGUUUAUAUUUGCUUGUGAAAAAGUCGCACUUUUUAUAAAUCGUUAAAAAUGUAUCUUAUGUACACAAUUGGUGAAAACGGUGAGCGCAUCUAUACUCUGAAGAAACGUACGGAGGACGGUCGCCCCACCUUGUCCGCACAUCCAGCUCGUUUUUCACCUGAGGACAAAUAUUCCAGACAGCGCAUUACCAUCAAGAAACGUUUUGGAUUGUUGCUCACACAGAAGCCGGAGCCCAUCUAUUAAGCCACAGUUUAGGUUUAAAUUAGCUUAUGUAUAUUUACAAACUAUAAUUAAACAAAACAAAAACAUUUCAAA
This is a messenger RNA of Drosophila mojavensis, 351 nucleotides long. It is a transcript of the gene Nop10, whose product is annotated as H/ACA ribonucleoprotein complex subunit 3. The record is from RefSeq and is a predicted model, not a curated record. Gene Ontology annotation, biological process: snRNA pseudouridine synthesis; ribosome biogenesis; positive regulation of telomerase RNA localization to Cajal body. Gene Ontology annotation, molecular function: box H/ACA snoRNA binding; telomerase RNA binding. Gene Ontology annotation, cellular component: box H/ACA telomerase RNP complex; box H/ACA snoRNP complex. NCBI's taxonomy places the organism in Eukaryota, Metazoa, Arthropoda, Insecta, Diptera, Drosophilidae. The transcript has 2 exons. Bases 85 to 279 code for a protein of 64 amino acids.